Molecule: messenger RNA, 1749 nt
Organism: Pyricularia pennisetigena
Lineage: Eukaryota; Fungi; Ascomycota; Sordariomycetes; Magnaporthales; Pyriculariaceae
Exons: 2
Coding region: 1-1749 (582 amino acids)
Source: RefSeq, a predicted model, not a curated record
AUGUCUUACGAAGAUCUGGCCAGAACCCUCCGCACAUAUGGCUUCCAACCGGACGCUGAUGCCCUCAAAUCCGCCUUCUCCCAAGGCCCAGAGGCAUCGGAAUGGGUGCGCCGCCACCUCAUGAGCUCAGAGACGCUGCUUGGUCGCGACGAGCUGGACCAGUACGCAGCCCUGGUCAAAUCCGGCGCCGCGGACAGGCUGGCGUCGGAGCUGGAACACGAAGGACGCCAGUGGUCGUCGUCGUCGUCGUCGGCCUCGGCCUCGCAGCAGCACCAGCACCAGCACCAGGGACCUCGCCUUGUCGCCUUGGGUGCCCUCGACGCGGACCUGAGGACCGCCAUCGAUGAGCUGAACCGCGCCACCGCCGCCGUGACCAGGCAGACCGAGGCGCUGAGGCAGCAGCAGGACGCCCUGGAGCGGCUCUUUGCCCAGGACGCCCGCGCCGCCGACGCCAGGGCAAAGAUGGCCGCCGCUCGGGCGCGCAACGCCGCCGCCGAGAGGAGACGACUGGCGGCUGAGGCCGAGGGUCUUGCGCAGACGCUGAGCGGGCGCGUUGUCGAGUUCGAGGGCCGGAGGAACCGCGGCCAGGGAGGAGGUCUGCAACAGACCAUCGAUGGGCUGCUGAGAUCCGACGACAAGCUGCUGGCGAGUCUGCAGAAGCUCGGCUGGGAGCUCGAGGCUGACGAUCCGAACGAGCAGGAAGGGGUUGUCAAGGCGAGGGAGACGUGUGCGCGCCUGAUCAAGUACACGGUCGAAACACUGCGCACCAGGCUUGACAGGUUAUAUCUAGAGGCGCUGGAAGAGGAGCAUGGAAAAGCGGGGUCGACCGCGGACUCUCAGCGAAGGCGCCAAGUACCCAAAGAGGAAAUCGACGAGAUGCAAGCAGAGCUGGAGGAGCUGUAUACCGAGAUCCUCCCCGUGGCCCAGAUGUCUGUUGAGCAGCAGUUUCUUGAGCCAGCGGUCCAGUCUCUGGCAGGACGCUCCGCCUCGAACCUGACCCGGUCAGUAGAGGCACUCGACUACGUCGACGCCUGCCUCGACUACCUUCUCCACAACAUGACGGCGCUCUCGUCACGCGUCGAGGACCACAAGGCCCACGAGUCAGCCACGGCCACGCUCCUCAGCACCGCCAAAGCCGAACUAUCCAGCCAAAUCACCACCGCGACGCCGUCAAAAGCCCACGGUCGCACGGCAAGCCUGCCAGCGGCUGCGUCACCCGUCCGGCCCCGGCGCGCCAACACCACAGCAGGCAUCAUGAACAGCAGCGCCGCGGACCAGCAGGACCAGGAACCCGCCCUCCCGACCCUCCUCCGCACCCUCGCCCUCAACCUCCCCGACGAUCCGAGCCGGGACGCCGCCGCGCUGUCCGCCGCGCUGCACGACCGCUCCGCCAAGGCCGCCGACAUGGCGCGCAACGUCCAGGCGUCGUUCGAGGGCUCCGUCGCCGCGCACGUGGUCGACGCCGCCGCCGCCGUGUCCAGCCUGCGCGACAGCGUGCUCGCUGAAACGUCCACGGCCCCAACCGCGGGGGCGGACGACUCGCUCGUCGCCCUCACGGACCCCGAGACCGAGAGCUUCGUCUGGAUGCUGCAGCAGGAGGUCGCCAAGGUGCGCGGCCGCCUGGCCGACGUCGAGGCCGAGAUCAGGGCCCGCGAGGGCGCCGCUGGGAAACCAAGACCCGGCCAGCCGGGUAGGGAGGUGUGCGGGAAGCGGGAAGAGCUCAUAAGGCGCUGGGGAUCUGCGCGCUGA